Messenger RNA from Colossoma macropomum (tambaqui), 2232 nucleotides. RefSeq names its product solute carrier family 25 member 36a (gene slc25a36a). Lineage: Eukaryota; Metazoa; Chordata; Actinopteri; Characiformes; Serrasalmidae. The record is from RefSeq and is a predicted model, not a curated record. Gene Ontology annotation, biological process: pyrimidine nucleotide import into mitochondrion. The transcript is spliced from 7 exons. Bases 357 to 1292 code for a protein of 311 amino acids. Gene Ontology annotation, molecular function: pyrimidine nucleotide transmembrane transporter activity. Gene Ontology annotation, cellular component: mitochondrion.
UUCGCUCUGCGGCUGCAGCUGGAGGACACAGGAGAGGCGAGGCGUUCAUAUAAACCGUGCGCCGGAUUUAGUUAAAAUAAAACAUCAAAUCCAGGCUGGGAAUUCAAUGCGGCAACCGUCACUUUCUGUGACAGAUACAAACGCUGACGUCAAAAAAACAGCACAGUAAGCAGGCCAGUCGAGUCGCACUUAUCAGCCUCUCCGACCGACAAGCUUCUUUUGGCUGAAAUCUCACCACAAAUCGACAUCGUUUGGCGGUUGAAGCAGAGGGAUCUGGUGGGUUUUGGGCGGCUGGCUGCCUGCCUUUCGCCGCGCCGAGUGCCGCAGCCGCAGCCUCGUUGGCCGAAUGCUAAAGGAUGAGUCAGAGGGACACCCUGGUUCAUCUGUUCGCUGGAGGCUGUGGGGGCACCGUUGGUGCUAUUUUGACGUGUCCACUGGAGGUGGUGAAGACAAGGCUGCAGUCCUCCUCGGUAACGCUGUACAUCUCUGAGGUGCAGUUGAGCACUGUCAAUGGCGCCAGUGUGGCCCGCAUGUCCCCUCCUGGACCCCUGCACUGUCUCAAGUUGAUAUUAGAGAGAGAAGGUCCUCGUUCACUCUUUCGAGGGCUGGGACCUAACCUGGUGGGAGUUGCUCCGUCAAGAGCGAUCUACUUUGCGGCCUACUCCACAGCCAAAGAGAAGCUAAAUGCCGUGCUCGAGCCUGACUCCACGCAGGUCCACAUGGUGUCUGCCGGCCUUGCAGGGUUCACUGCUAUCACGGCGACCAAUCCUAUCUGGCUCAUAAAGACCCGACUGCAGCUGGAUGCCAGAAACCGUGGUGAGAGGCGUAUGAGUGCGUUUGAGUGCGUACGGCGGGUCUAUCAGGCAGACGGACUGCGGGGCUUUUAUAGGGGCAUGUCUGCCUCCUACGCAGGCAUUUCAGAGACUGUCAUCCACUUUGUCAUCUAUGAGAGCAUCAAACGCAAGCUCCUGGAGUCCAAAGCCAAUGCCAACAUGGACGAUGAGGAUGAAUCGGUUAAGGACGCUUCUGACUUUGUUGGAAUGAUGUUGGCUGCUGCCACAUCUAAAACCUGUGCUACAUCCAUUGCGUAUCCUCACGAGGUGAUCCGUACCAGGCUACGAGAGGAGGGCAGCAAGUACCGCUCAUUCUUCCAGACCUUGAGCAUGGUGUUCAGGGAGGAGGGCUACAGGGCACUGUACCGCGGCCUGACCACCCACCUGGUCCGCCAGAUCCCCAACACCGCCAUCAUGAUGUGCACCUAUGAGCUGGUAGUCUACCUGCUCAGUGGUUAAACGUGGUUAUGGAAAAGGUGGUGGGGAGGAGAGAGAGAGAUAGAGGAGAGGUGGAGAUAGACGGAGAAUGGACAAGACAGAGAGAGAUUGUCCCAUUAUGAGACCAAAGGAAGCAGAGAGAACCAGAAAAAGCACUAUUUGCCCCAGGCCUCCAGAGGGUGCUGUUGGCAAGGAAUUAGUAGGGAGGUGCUGAGACUUGAUUGUUUUGAAACUAUAAACAAUCGAGAGAAAGGAGAGAGAGAGAGGAAAGGAAAGUGACCAGUCUGUCUAUUUCUCUUCUGAAUCUUUAAUGUGAAAAAGUCCUUUCAUUUAAGGACAGUCGAGGGGGGAAUGCUUGAAAACAAAAAAGGAUAUCAAAAGAUAUCGAUUACUGAAUUCAUUCACAAUGAUUUUUUUUCAUGCUGCUAGCAGUUCUCAUGUCUAGUUUUAGUUUUUCCCCAUUUCUCAAAGAAGACAGUGUUUGAUCUGAUAAGUGACUGACAUUUUAAAGAAUUUUCAAAUUUGCCAGUCACGCUGGCAAGAUCUGCUGUAUGCCUCAGUAUCUCAGAUAUCUGAGGUUGUGUUGCAAAAUCGAGCCAAAACAUCUCUCACUUGGCUCCUUUUGCUUUUUGUCAGUUGUUAUUUCAAACAUUCCCCUCUAGAGGGCAGGGUCCCACACUGUUGCCAGAUGGCUCUCCACGCACAUGAGUCCAUUUUUGCUGGAGUUUUUCAUUCAUGGUCAAAAUGAUCUGAUCUGUGUUCCUUCGCGUACUUCAAAAUGAAGUGUUUUUUGUUUGUUUUCCGUUUUGAUCUUUAAGCAUUCUUCUCAUUCGAGUGUUUGUAAUGAGCAGACCCCGUUUCCUAAUAUAUCAGUCUAAUAUAGCCCAUGUGAUGGUAGAUAGCAGGAGACACUGGGUCAUUGGCCUUUUACUGGGACUGAAUUUUGUUCAUUGGGCAAAAA